UACCGAAAACAGACCUCGCGCGCAGUGUGUCAAAAAACGCGAGACGUAUCAAGUUUGUUUGAGUUUGUUGUGGCGGUUUCUGGUAUUGUACCGACAUCGAUGGCCUUUUUAAUACUUUAAUUAUUUGUCGUUGGUCGAAAAUAAUUUUUAAAAUGGAGAGAGACAAGAGCACCAUGCUUGCUCUUCUGCAGCUGCUUCACAAAUACAACUUCAAAGAGACUGAAGAAUUGUUUCGAAAAGAAGCAAACCUCAAGGAUGUCACGGUCGAGGAUACUCCACAGAGCGAGUCCGAAGUUAACAGUGUUUUGUCAGCGUACAAAAGCGAAGGUGACCCAGCUCUGUAUGAGAAGUCGUACGGAGAGCUAAAAAAGUUUGUAGAGGGCUCCUUGGAUAUUUAUAAACACGAAUUGGGAACUAUUUUGUAUCCCGUAUUAGUGCACAUGUAUCUAGAACUUGUGUACAACAAUCAUUCCGAAGAAGCAAAACAGCUUAUUGAGAAGCACAGCGCCAGUUUAGAAGAAUAUUAUCAGAAUGAUUUGAAAAAGCUAGCACAUGUAACGAAACGAGAACACAUGGCAGGCAACGAGUUGACAGAUACUUUUAAGUCCAAUCAGUUUAUUAUCAGAAUGUCUCGUGAUACAUUAUCGAUACUCAAAAGAUAUUUGCAAGAAAAAAAGCAUUCCAUUCUUUUGAAUAUAAUACAAGAGCACCUCUAUUUUGAUAUGUACGAAGGUGUUGCUAGAAACAAAAGCCAAAUUGAAGCGACGUCUGGCGCUUUGGUAGGAGAAGCCACAAGACAAGAUAACAAGGCCAAAGUUUAUUAUGGACUCUUGAAAGAACCAGAUAUACAAAAUGUCAGUUCAGCUGCUAAUGAAGAAGAGGAAGAGGAUAGGGAUAAAGAUGGACAACCAAAGAAAAAGAAAACCAAAAAGGAUCCUCUGUUUUCAAAAAAGACCAAAUCGGAUCCUAAUGCACCACCUAUUGGAAGAAUGCCUUUACCAAAUUUAAAAGAUGUUGAUAAGCUUGAAAAAAUUAAAGCACUAAGAGAGGCGUCAAAAAGGGUUAUUUUAGGCUCUGAUAGUUUGCCAUCAAUAUGUUUUUAUACUUUGAUGAACUCUGUCAAUACUGUUAUAGCUGCUGAAGUUGCUGAAGAUUCCAGUUUGCUUGCAGUCGGCUUUAGCGAUUCGUCAAUCAAAGUUUUUAGUUUAGUUCCUCAAAAACUGAGGAUGAUGAAAGAUGGGGAACAGCUAGCAGAUGUAGACCGAGAAGCAGACGACGUCUUAGUAAGAAUGAUGGAUGAAAAAACAGCGGAAUCAGUAAGAACGUUGUAUGGUCAUAGCGGACCUGUUUACUGCCUCUCGUUCAGUCCAGAUAGAAAUUUAUUGCUUUCAUGCUCGGAAGACGGAACAGUGAGAUUGUGGUCACUACACACAUGGACUUGCGUUGUCUGCUACAAGGGCCACCUCUUUCCCGUUUGGUCGGUCAGAUUCUCUCCUCACGGCUACUACUUUGCUACCGGUUCUCACGAUAAAACAGCGCGGCUUUGGGCAACCGACUCCCACCAACCAUUGAGAAUAUUCGCCGGUCAUUAUUCAGAUGUCGACGUAGUUCAAUUCCAUCCGAACUCCAAUUACAUAGCAUCUGGAUCUAGUGAUAUGACCAUUCGACUAUGGGAUUGCGUAUCCGGCAACCAAGUGCGACUGAUGACUGGGCACAAAGCGCCAAUCUACGCGCUAGCCUUUUCUAUCGAAGGAAGAUUUUUAGCAUCUGCUGGCGCCGACAGUCGAGUUCUGAUAUGGGACCUUGCGCAUGGACAUUUGGUCGUGGCCCUGUCUAGUCACACAGCAAGUAUAUAUUGCCUCUCGUUCAGCAGGUGUGGAAAUCUUCUACUGUCAGGUUCUUUGGACUGCUCCAUAAAACUGUGGGACUUCACAAAGCUGGCAGAGGAAAUGAGUUUGGAGGAUGUGAACGUAUCUCACAAUCCCGACGUCAAGACAAACACAGAGGCCUACCUUUUAAGAAGUUUCGGCACGAAAAACUCGCCGAUUCUCGGACUACAUUUCACGAGACGAAACUUGGUGUUCGGCAUCGGAAGGUUCGAUGCAACGUAGUACUUACAAUAUUCUGUAUAUAUGUACUAUUUUAUAAGUAAAUUAUUAAGAAUAAAUCUUUUAUAUUUAAGACUUGAAA
Messenger RNA from Nasonia vitripennis (jewel wasp), 2190 nucleotides. RefSeq names its product transcription initiation factor TFIID subunit 5 (gene Taf5). Gene Ontology annotation, molecular function: RNA polymerase II general transcription initiation factor activity; protein binding. Lineage: Eukaryota; Metazoa; Arthropoda; Insecta; Hymenoptera; Pteromalidae. Gene Ontology annotation, cellular component: transcription factor TFIID complex. The transcript has 10 exons. The record is from RefSeq and is a predicted model, not a curated record. The coding region runs from base 153 to 2111 and encodes 652 amino acids. Gene Ontology annotation, biological process: transcription initiation at RNA polymerase II promoter.